Messenger RNA from Hippocampus comes (tiger tail seahorse), 968 nucleotides. RefSeq names its product CWC15 spliceosome associated protein homolog (gene cwc15). The record is from RefSeq and is a predicted model, not a curated record. Gene Ontology annotation, cellular component: catalytic step 2 spliceosome. Gene Ontology annotation, biological process: mRNA cis splicing, via spliceosome. The transcript is spliced from 7 exons. Bases 69 to 806 code for a protein of 245 amino acids. Gene Ontology annotation, molecular function: RNA binding. Lineage: Eukaryota; Metazoa; Chordata; Actinopteri; Syngnathiformes; Syngnathidae.
GAAGUGACGUCAAUUACGGAAGGAAGCUCAUCCUUUCUUCAGAGCAGGCGAGUUGUUAGUUGUCCGUGAUGACUACAGCUGCAAGACCAACAUUUGAACCGGCCAGAGGAGGUCGGGGAAAAGGAGAAGGUGAUUUGAGUGCACUAUCAAAGCAAUAUUCAAGUCGAGAUCUUCCAGGUCACACAAAGAUCAAGUACAGGCAGCCUACUCAGGAUGCCCCGGAGGAAGUGCGUGCCCGUGAUUUCCGCAGGGAGCUGGAGGAGAGGGAACGUGUAGCUGUGCGUGAGAAGACCAGAGAGAGGGGACCAAGAGAGCACACCACAUCCUCUUCUUCAUCCUCCUCUUCAUCCUCAAAGAGACCCAGACUGGAUCAAAUUCCAGCUGCCAACCUUGAUGCUGAUGAUCCCCUUACUGAGGAUGAUGAGGAUGACAAUUCCGAGGACGAUAGCGAUGAUGAUGACACCGCAGCCCUUCUGGCAGAACUGGAGAAGAUUAAGAAAGAGCGAGCUGAAGAACAAGAACGCAGGGACCGGGAGCAAAAAGCAGAGGAGGAGAGGAUCCGAAUGGAGAAUAUAUUGAGUGGCAAUCCAUUGAUUAAUUUGGCAGGACAGCAGCAGCAGCAACAGCAGCAGCAACAAAUGGCUCAGAACCAGAGCGCAUUCAAGGUCAAGAGAAGGUGGGAUGAUGAUGUGGUAUUUAAGAACUGCGCAAAAGGAUUGGACAAAGCACGCAAGGAGAAACGCUUCAUCAAUGAUACUCUGCGCUCUGAGUUUCACAAGAAGUUUAUGGAAAAAUAUGUUAAGUAAAAAACUGUCGUAUUUGUGUGAUUUCUUCUCAUUUUUAGUUGCCCUCUGUUGUAAGAAUGAUCUGUUGUUAUUGAAUUACAUUUCCAUACAUUUAAACAGCAUCUUGAAUCUUGUAUAUAAAUGUGACAACCAUACUUUAAAUAAAGAUCAUACAACAUUCAA